CUCUACCUGCCUCUCCCCUGUGGACCUUUGGAAAGCAGCCGCCCACACUGGGGGCUUGGGCCUUGACCGUGCCGGGAGUCGAUCAAAACCUGUGACUGAGCUCAACCAUGGGACAUCCAGAUUCUCCUCAGAAGCAAGACUUUCCAAAGGACCAAUGACUCUGUACUCCAUGCCCAAUCGUUUAUUCCUACUCUGUAGCUAUGUCUCGAUCCCGCCAUGCAAGGCCUUCCCGAUUAGUCAGGAGGGAAGAUCUAAACAAAAAGAAAAACAGCCAACUGAAGAAGCCAUCCAAGCCAGCCAACAAAAAUGUGGCAUCAGUCAAGACUGUGUGUCCUGAAAAAUUAAAGCAAUUAAUUCAAGAAAGAGAUGUUAAGAAAAAAACAGAAUCCAAACCACCCAUGCCAGUCAGAAGCCUUCUGACUAGAAGAGGAGCAGCACAAAUGAGUUUGGAUAGGACUGAGGUUCUUUUUCAGAACCCAGAAUCCUUAACUUGCAAUGGGUUUACGAUGGCUCUCCGAAGCACAUCUCUUAGCAGGCGGCUUUCCCGACCCCCGGUGGUCAUAACCAAAACCAAGAAAGUCCCAUCUUCUAAGAAUUUACAAAAGCAACAUGAGUGUGAUUGCAAGGUACUCACUGAUGUGGGAGUAAAGCCCGCAGAAAAUGAAUCACACCAAAUGCAAGACCCCCGAAUCCCUCUUGACAUAGAGAAUUUAAUUGGUGUGCAAAAUACAUCUUUAAUUAAAGGGGAAGGCCAAGGGACAACACAGUCUUGGUCUCAAAGUGUCAAAGAUUCCAAAAUAAAUAUCCCUACUCCCUGUGGCUCUGUGGCUGAGACCCAUUCUGGGUCAUUGGAAGGGACAUAUGGUAGUGAAGGACUAUUCCCUGAACAGACAGGAAAUGAUACCAGUGGUUCCACUGAAUGUGUUCCUUUGCCCCAAAGAGCAACCCACAAGGUUACCUCUGAAAGAACCCCCAGCAUUCAGUUGGAAGAUUUGGGUUCACGAGUAGAAUCUCUUAAGCUGUCUGAUUCUUACCUAGAUCCCAUCAAAAGUGAACAUGAUUUCUGUCCCACCUCCAGCUUUAAUAAGGUUAUACCUGAAUUGGACCUUAGAAACUGUUUGUCUACUGGUGGGUCUAUAUAUCCUACCUCUUUAAUAAAACUCCUCCUGGCAGGCUCAGAACCACAAGAAACCCUUGGUGCUAACUCAGAUCAUCAAGAGGCCCUCAAAACUACUUUAUUUCAACAGGAGCUUCCUGGUGCUACUCUAGAUCAACAAGAAAUUCCUCUAAGAGAGGCCUUCAGUGCUAUCCCACAGCAAUUUACUGCAGAAGCCCUGGGUGAGACCCCAGAUCCACCAGAGAUUCCUGGUACUAUUCCAUUCCGGCAAGAGGUCUUUGGUGCUAUCCUGGAACAACAACAAACCCUUGGUGUGUGUGGUGGUGCUGCCCCAGACUUGCCUAUCUUCCUUCCUGCUCCUCCAAACCCACUUGCCACCUAUAAUGCUCCCCCAUCAUGGCCUGACUCAUAUGGGCUUGAGGCCCAGGGUGCUAUGCAGAUUUUGCCUUUGGGUUCAGGUCACACUCCUCAAUCAUCAUCAAACUCAGAGAUAAGUUCAGUACCUCCAGCAAUGACUAUAAACAAUAAGGAAAAUGAGAAGCAAGUUCAUAUAAGCUUUCUGCCAGUAAACACUCAGGGCUUCUUCGUAGCCCCUGAGAGAGAACUAUGCCAGGCUUCGUUGGGUGUUGCCCAGCUCUCCCAGACAGGUCCCAACAAAUCAGAAGGAGGAAUUUCCCAGGACAGCACAACAAGCAGGGUUGAUCUUGUCAACCCCACAGUGGAGUCUUUGUCAGUGUCACUUGCUACUACCUCCUCUACUUCCUAUACAACUUUGCUACCUACUUUGGAAAAAAAGAAACGAAAGCGAUGUGGGGUUUGUGAGCCCUGCCAGCAGAAGACCAACUGUGGUGAAUGUACUUACUGUAAGAAUAGAAAGAACAGCCAUCAGAUCUGCAAGAAGAGGAAAUGUGAGGAACUGAAAAAGAAACCAUCCAUCAUUGUACCUUUGGAGGUUAUAAAGGAAAACAAGAGGCCCCAGAGGGAAAAGAAGCCCAAAGUUUUAAAGGCAGAUUUUGGCAACAAACCAGUAAAUGGCCCCAAGUCAGAAUCCAUGGAAUACAGUAGAUGUGGUUAUGGGGAAGAACAAAGAUUGGAAUUGAACCCACAUCCCCUUGAAAAUGUAACUAAAAAUGAAGAAAGCAUGACAGGUAUUGACGUGGAGAAAUGGACACAAAAUAAGAAAUCACAUUUAACUGAUUUAACCGAUUAUGUCAAAGGAGAUUUCAGUGCUAUUGUGAGUGAAGCUGAAAAAUUGAGGAACUCUGAUGAUGACAGGAAAAAAGUCCUACUUACCGACUUCCUUGAACCUCAGAAAUUAUUUGCACAAACUGUAAGAAAUGGCAUUAAAAAUGUACCCUAUUUACCAACUGAAACAAACACAUUUAAAAAAUUCAGUAUUGAAGAAUUUGGCAAGGCACUUGAAAACAAUUCCUACAAAUUCCUGAAAGACACUGCAAACUUCAACAAUGCCAUGAGCUCCAUUGCGAACAGCGCGAGCUGUGAUCAUCUCAAGGGGACAAGUGAUGUUUUUGUCUUCCAGAAGCCUGGCUUUCACUGCAAGUCUAUUCCAGAUCCUGCAAACUUCAAUUUAAAUAGUCAUACCAGUACCCACAAUGAAAGUGAUCAACCAAAAACUCCUGAGAAUAUACCAAGUAAAGAACCAAAAGAUGGGUCUCCAGUUCAACCAAGUCUUUUAUCCCUAAUGAAAGUCAGGAGAUUAACACUUGAGCAAGUAGUGGCCAUAGAGGCCUUGACUCAACUCUCAGAAGCCCCGUCAGAGAAUUCCUCACCAUCAAAAGCAGAGAAGGAUGAGGAAAAAGAGCAGAGAACAGCUAGUUUACUAAAUAGCUGUAAAGCUAUCCUCUGUUCUGUAAGAAAAGACCUCCAAGACCCAAAAUUACAAGUGGAGCCACAAAGCCUGCUUCACUGCUCAUCUUUGGAGAAACAGAAUUCAUGCAACACACUGGUUUUCAACGGCCAAAACACCGUUUCCAAGUCACACAACAGUUCAGCUGCUAACCAAGCAUCCAGUAAGCCACAGGAAUGUUCAAAAGUCACAAAUUCAAAUUCUCUUUUAAUACCAGAUUCAAAUUCAUCUAAAAUUGACACCAAUAAAAAUGUUGCUCAAGAUAAAAUUACUGUUGACAAUUGUUCCAAGGAUUUGCAUCAGUUACAACCAAGAAGUAAUAAAUUGGAGCAUUAUAACCAGUUAUUGGAUAACAGCAAAAAAUUGGACUCAAAGGAUGACCCAUCAUGUCAGGAUGCAGCUCAUAGUCAAAUAGAGGAAGAUGUUGCAACACAAUUAACACAACUUGCUUCAAUUAUUAAAUUUAAUUAUAUGAAACCAGAGGACAAAAAAGCUGCAAGUACACCAGCAAGCUUGGUUGCAUAUGAUUUGCAGCAAAAAUAUAUUCAGGAGAAGGGCAUGAUACCACAGAAACCACCUUCAAAUAUACAGAAUAAUCACAGCUUGUUGUUAACAAAGCAAAAGAACACAUCCCAGAAAAAGAUAAAAUCUACCCCAUCAAGAGAGCGACGGAAAAAGAAACCUACAGUCAUAAGUUGUCUAGAAAAUGACCAGAAGAAUCAGGAACAGUUGUCCUAUGAGUAUAGUAAGUUACAUGACAUUUGGAUAGCAUCCAAAUUUCAAAGAUUUGGUCAAUUUGGCCCACAUGAUUUUCCUAUUCUGUUGGGAAAGAUUCCUCCCCUAACCAAAGCAUGGAAACCACUGACUCAAACGAGUUCAGCAUCGCAACACAAAAAAUUAUUUCCUCCACUCGCUCAGAUAAAAUUUGAGAGAUAUUAUCCUGAAUUAGCCCAGGAAAAAUUGAUAAAGGUUGAGCCAUUGGAUUCUUUCUCUGUAUCUCCCUUCAAAACAGAAAUCAGUGAGCAGGCGUUUACAGAAAAAGCUUACAAUUCUCAGGUACAGCCAACAGUGAAUGUCAAUCAGAAAGCUCAUCCUUUGCCCCAGCCCUCCUCUCCCCCUAACCAGUGUGCUAAUAUGGUAGCUGGCGAUGACCAAACACAGUUUCAGCAGGAUUAUAAAGAACGACUCAUGCAUCAGAGACUGCCAACAUGGCCUGGUAUCUCUCAUGAGAAACCCCUACCGGACCCAGCACAAAUUCUCAGGAAUGUAAAUGUAGUAUGUUCGGGUGGAAUUACAGUGGUUUCAACCAAAAGUGAAGAGGAUGUCUGUUCAUCUAGUGUUGGAACAUCAGAAUUUUCUCCAGUAGACAGUGCACAGAAAAGUUUUAGUGAUUAUGCCAUGAACUUCUUUACUAAUUCCACAAAAAACCUGGUGUCUACUACAAAAGAUUCUGAACUGCCAACCUGCAACUGUGUUGAUCGAGUUAUACAAAAAGACAAAGGUCCAUAUUAUACACACCUUGGGGCAGGACCAAGUGUUGCUGCUGUCAGGGAAAUCAUGGAGAAUAGGUAUGGUCAAAAAGGAAAUGCAAUAAGGAUAGAAAUAGUAGUGUAUACAGGAAAAGAAGGAAAAAGCUCUCAUGGGUGUCCAAUUGCUAAAUGGGUUUUAAGAAGAAGCAGUGAUGAAGAAAAAGUUCUUUGUUUGGUCCGGCAGCGUACAGGCCACCACUGCCAAACAGCUGUGAUGGUGGUUCUCAUCAUGGUGUGGGACGGCAUUCCCCUCCCGAUGGCUGACAGGCUGUACACUGAGCUCACCGAGAGUCUAAAGUCCUACAAUGGCCAUCCCACAGACCGCAGAUGCACCCUCAAUGAAAAUCGUACCUGUACAUGUCAAGGAAUUGAUCCAGAGACUUGUGGAGCUUCAUUCUCUUUUGGCUGUUCAUGGAGUAUGUAUUUCAAUGGCUGCAAAUUUGGUAGAAGCCCAAGCCCCAGAAGAUUUAGAAUUGAUCCAAGUUCUCCCUUACACAACUACUAUGAAAGAAUUACUAAAGGACGUUAUCCAGAAAGAAGAUAUAUGAAACCGGAACGAAUCUGUCCGGGACACGAGGCCAUGGAAAAAAACCUUGAAGAUAAUUUGCAGAGUUUGGCUACACAAUUAGCUCCAAUUUAUAAGCAGUAUGCUCCAGUUGCUUACCAAAAUCAGGUGGAAUAUGAACACGUGGCCCGAGAAUGUCGGCUAGGCAGCAAGGAAGGUCGUCCUUUUUCUGGGGUCACUGCUUGUCUAGACUUCUGUGCCCAUCCCCACAGGGACAUUCACAACAUGAAUAAUGGAAGCACUGUGGUUUGUACUUUAACACGAGAAGAUAACCGCUCACUGGGUGUUAUUCCUCAAGAUGAGCAGCUCCAUGUGCUACCUCUUUAUAAACUUUCAGACACAGAUGAGUUUGGCUCAAGGGAAGGAAUGGAAGCCAAGAUCAAAUUUGGGGCCAUUGAAGUCCUCACGCCCCACCGCAAAAAAAGAACACGUUUCACUCAGCCUGUUCCUCGUUCUGGGAAGAAGAGAGCAGCGAUGAUGACGGAGGUUCUUGCUCAUAAGAUGAGAGCAGUGGAGAAGAAACUCAUUCCACGAAUCAAGAGGAAGAAUAAUUUGAUGGCAAACAACAGUAAGGCCUCAUCACUGCCGCUUUUAGGGAAUAAAACCGAGACCUUGCAACCUGAAAUAAAAAGUGAAACUGAACCACAUUUUAUCUUCAAAGGUUCAGACAACACUAAAACCUACUCACUGAUCCCAUCCAUUCCUCACCCACUAAAAGAGGCAAACUUACCUCCAGGCUUCUCCUGGUCCCCUAAGAGUGCUUCGGCCACACCAGCUCCAUUUAAGAACGAUACAACAGUCUCCUACGGGUUUUCAGAAAGAAGUAGCAAUCCCCACUGUACAAUGCCUUCUGCAAGACACAGUGGUGCUAAUGCAGCUGCUGGGGAAUGCACUGGAAUUGCACAGCCUGGUGAACCAGCUCAGAGGAGUCCUCCUCCCACACUGUCUACUCCCGUGAUAAAUUCCUUGGUUUAUUCUGAGCCUCCCAUUGGCCCAAGUGAGCAGCUAACUUCUAAUCAGCCAAACCAGCAGCCCCCAUUCAUCACCUCUCCUCAUGAACUUGCUUCCUCUCUGGUGGAAGAAGAUGAGCAGCAUUCUGAAGCAGAUGAGCCUCUCUCAGAUGAUCCCCUAUCAGAUGAGCCCCUGUCACCUGCUGAGGAGAAACUGCCCCACAUUGAUGAGUAUUGGUCAGACAGUGAGCACAUCUUCUUGGAUGCCAAUAUCGGUGGGGUGGCAAUUGCACCCGCUCACGGCUCUGUUUUGAUUGAGUGCGCCCGACGAGAGCUUCAUGCUACGACUCCUGUUGAACAUCCCAACCGGAAUCAUCCUACACGCCUCUCCCUUGUCUUCUACCAGCACAAAAACCUGAAUAAACCCCAACAUGGUUUUGAACUAAACAAGAUUAAAUUUGAGGCUAAAGAGGCUAAGAAUAAGAAAACUAAGGCUUCAGAGCAGAAAGAUCAGGCAGCUAAUGAGGGUCCUGAACUGUCCCCUGAAGUUAACGAGUUGAACCAAAUUCCUUCUCAUAAAGCGUUAACAUUAACCCAUGACAAUGUUGUCACCGUGUCUCCUUAUGCUCUCACAUAUGUUGCAGGGCCCUAUAACCACUGGGUCUGAAGGCUUUUCUCCCCUUCUUAAUGCCUUUGCUAGUGCAGUGUAUUUUUUUCAAGGUGCUGUUAAAAGAAAGUCAUGUUGUCGUUUACUAUAUCUUCAUCUCACCCAUUUGAAGGCUGAGGUAAAAAAAUAAAUAAAUGGGGUGGGGAUUUCUUAACUGUGACUAUAUUUUGACAAUUGGUAGAAGGUGCACAUUUUAAGCAAAAAUAAAAGUUUUAUAGUUUUAAAUACAUAAAGAAAUGUUUUGGUUAGGCGUUAACCCUGAUAGAAUCACUCAGUUUGGUGCUUUAAAUUAAGUCUGUUUACUAUGAAACGAGUCAUUUUUAGAGGAUUUUAACAGGUUCAUGUUCUAUGAUGUAAAAUCAAGACACACAGUGUUAACUCUACACAGCUCCUGGUGCUUAACCACAUUGACACAGUUAAAAAUAAGCUGAAUUAAUUCAUGGUGCCAUUGUUCCAACAUCUUCCAAUCAUUGCUAGAAAAGCAGCAUAUUCCCUUGAAAUAAACCAAUGAAAUGUUUUCUCUCUUAAACUAUUUCUCCUGUAUAAAAUAAUUCAUAAUUGUUAGUAAUGGUUGGAGGCUGUUCAUAAAUUGUAAAUAUAUAUUUUAAAAGCACUUUCUAUUUUUAAAAGUAACUUGAAAUAGUAUAGUAUAUGAAUCCUAUUGUCUGUUGUUUGUGCAUCUUUGCAUACAAGAGAAAUCAUUUAUUCUUGCUGUGUAGAGUUCCAUCUUGUUAACUGCAGUAUGUAUUCUAAUCAUGUAUAUGGUUUGUGUUUUUUUUAAUGUGUCCUUUCUCUUUCAAAUAUUAGCUACUUAUAAAAAAGUUAGAUAAUGCAAAAAUGGUGAAUUAUCUCUAAAAUUGGAAUUAGGAAACAUUGCCAAUAUUAAUUAACUUUUUCUUUGGAACUAAAUAAGAGUGGUCUCUUCUGAUUUUUUAAGCAACAGUGGCUCCAAUUUACUUUCAUCCCAGCUUUCUCAAUAUAAUCCAUUAAAGAUGUUUCCAUAAGGACAUAGGAUAGACUAGGAUUCAGAAGAGUCAAAUGCUUCCAAUGUUUCAAGGUGAUAAAAUACAAAAAUAAAGUAACCAGAACCCUACCCACUCCAGAUUGCCUUAUUCUGAAGUUCAUACCAAUUCGGAAUAAGAAAAAAAAAUUCCUGUAAAAUUCUUCUGAAAACAAAUCCCCUAUCAUCACCAUGGUCCUCACACCCAAAACAAACCGUAGGAAUGGUACUAUACACAUGGUUUUGCCCAUUAUGCACUAAUCCAAAGUAGUUUGUCUUAGCAUAUUAGUUUCAGGAAAAUGAUAAAAUUAACUUCUCUGAUAUUUGUUCUAGGUAACAGGAAAAUAAAGCACUCCAUUUAUUUCAGUUCUCCCAUUACUUUACUGACUCGUUUUACAGCAAGACAAAAAAAGAUUGCCCAAACAAAAUGUUUAGAACAAGAACUUUCAAUGAAAUACUUGAUUCUGUUAAAAUGCAGAGGUGCUAUAACAUUCAAAGUGUCAGAUUCCUUAGGAGUAUGGAAAACCUAACGGUGCUUCUCCCUUGGAAAUGCCAUAGGAAGUUCACAACCGCUAAUACUCACAAUUUUGGUGCAAAAGCAAAUGAUUCCAGCAAGCUCUCUAAAGAAAAACUCAUUGUAACUUAUAAUAAAAUAACAUAUGGUGCAAAGUAUAAGUUUCAAGCUUUUGACUAAUUCAAGUAAAGGAAUAUGAAGGGAUUGUAAAUAACAAAAUGUCAGUUGAUAGAUCAUCUUGUACAAGUAGAUUUCUGCUUCUUGAAUAUGUAAAAUAGGGUAAUUCAUUGACUUGUUUUAGUAUUUUGUGUGCCUUAGAUUUCUGUUUCAAAACAUGUAUAUUUUUGUGAGCCUAAGGUUUCUUAUACAUAUAAGUAUAUAAAUAAGUGAUUGUUUAUUGCUUCAGCUGCUUCAGUAAGGUAUUUACUAGUAUUAGACUAUCAGGAAUACACCCUUGUGAUACUAUGUUUUAGAUUUUAGCUCCCACUAGAAAUUAUUUCCUCACCAGAUUUAAUGGAUAAAGUUUUAAGGCCCUUUAUCCAUCCACCCAUUCUUCCAUUCUACAAAUACUUAUUGAAUGCCUCCAAAAUUUAAGUAUAGCUUUUGUUUUUCUUUAAAUUGUCACCUCUGACAUAGUAAACUUGAAGAAUUACAAUCCUUAAAGAAGCCCUUACAACUGUUUUUUAAAAGAAACAGCAAAUUUCCUUUAAAACAAUUAUUGUGAUAUAUCUGCAAGAAUUCAACCUAGUCUGUUACUAACUUAAACGAUUUAUAUACAUUUCUUAACAAUUUAAAUUUUAAAUGCUAAAUUGACUUAUGGGAAUAUUGGAAUUUCUGAAGCCUGUUGCAGUUCACCAAAACAAUUACAUGGAAAUACCCAGUCUCAAAUAAAAUGUUUCCAUUCCAUUGUUACAAUUAACAUCAUAAAUGAUGAACUGUCUCAACUGAUAACCUGGCUGUGGGAACCACUCAUGAUUCCUACUUUGUUGGAUUCUUAUUCCUAAAUUGAACAGUUUUCCAUCCCAUUCUCUGCUCUGUGGUUUAAAAAAACUUAUGCUCAUUCAAUGUUCUACAGCAUUGUGAUUGUAUGCUGGCUACACUGCUUUUAAAAUGCUCUUUCUCACGAAGCAAGGAAAUAAAUUGUUUGAAAUGAAACACUCACUCAGAAAACUGGUCAUCUAACAUUAUUUCUGCUACUCUGUUAUGUUUUACUGUAAUGAUCACCUUUUCUUUCACCUCUUAUAGCUAGCACCCAAAUUUAAUUUUAAAUCUUUUGCCUCUGUUCAUGGUAUUCAUUGGUUUCACUGACACAUAACCCCCAGUUUAGCCCCACCUGUUCAUAAUGUCACACACUUAACAAAUAUGAGUCUAACUCCUGCCUACUACAGAAUCCUUCACCCUGCUGCUCUUCAAAAUAUAUUUCUCUUGGGCCAUUGUUGAAAUUUUUUUCCCCUUGCACUUGUGAGCCUCACCUAUAUCUUGUUUCCAAUUCCUCCACAAAGUUCUAAGUAGCAACCUAGUUGAAAUAUAUUAUUAAUUGAAAGUGAGGCUAUCUGAAAACUUAAAGCUGUAUGUAAAUUUUAUGUUAGCCAAUCUUUGCAUCUUAAAUAACUUUCCAACAUCUUUAUUAUGCAAUGUGCAUGUGGCUGAAAUAUUUUCAUUUGUUAAAUACAGAAUUUCAACCGAUGAGUCCAUAAGCAAUUUGCUUAAGACAUAACUCCAGUACAUUGUUUACUGAAUGCAGACCCUUGUGUAAAUGACCUAUUGACUUAAUUCAUAUGAAGUAACCUACCUGCCAAUGCUAUUAUUUCAGUGGAUUCCUACUGAUUAUUUCACCAUAGCAUGUAUGAAAAGUCUCCAAACAUAUUUAAGUUUAGUCUUUAAAAAAAAUUAUACUGAGAUCCUUUUAUCUGGGACAAACUUAUGACAUUAUUGCAUGACAACAUCCACCGACAGUAGGCACUGCAUUUCCUUUGAAAGUGCCAACUAAAUCAGUAGCUGUAUGCCACCUUUAAUAAUAUAUAGCUACCUUCUAUUUCACCCCUUAAUGCAUGGAACUAAUUUUUUUUUUUGUCUAGGUUUAAUACAACUGUGAAUUUUUAUCUUUUGUAGAAAUAAAUGAAAGGAGAAUUGUGAAGUAAGAUAAUAAGGUAGUGGUCUCUCACAAUCCUGGAAGCCACCUUAGAAAUCACAUAGUUCACUCACUGGGGCCCAGCGAGCAGAGGUUAAUGUGUUUGCAGUUAGAAUUUAAACAGUCAAAUCAAGGUCAUUUUGUGGUUAAGAGGGUUUAAAAAAAACAAACUUGAUUUGCUCACCCAGGAAGUAAUUUAUCACAGGGAAAUACUUAUUUUGGUACAAGUCAAAAACUAAAUGACUGAGAUUUUUUGGAGGUUCAGGGAAAGAAAUUUUUAAGUGAAAUUAGAUCAAGAUUCCCCUGACUACAGAGUUUUGUGGGCCUUGUGUGGGAACACUGACUUUUACCUGUGAAGCUGUCCUGUUAACACAUUCUACAAAAUGUGGCAAUAGUCUUAUUUGGAAUUUCAAUAGACAAGUAUUAACUGUUUAUACAGUACAGGUUUUUAUUUCCCCCAAACCUAGUGAGAGUCAUAUAUAUAUGGAGUUAGAAAAGAUUGGAUGAUUUAAAUAAUUAGUAAAGUUUUUAUUUCCACUGUAUAUACCACCUAUUCAUGCCUCUUUGUGUAUACUACACUCCACAUCUCUUGCUUAGUUGGCUUCACAAUUAAGUCUCAGUAUUGUUUAUUUUUAUAUUGGGUGUCUACCUGUAUUUAUGCUCAGCAACUAAACUUGCCCAUAAGUGGACUGAACUUGUAAACUUGACAACAAUAGUAUGGCACUAUUUACAUGAUCUCGUCGAAUUGUGCUCCAUGCUGAGCUUUCUUCUAACAGGUUCAGAAAACGAUGCCAUCCUGAACUCUGUACUGUAGUUCAGAAGGUCAGAAUCAGUGUGCUCUUCAUGGGAAGCUGAAUUUAUGUACAUUCUUAGAAUAUAUUGAGAUUCAUUGGCAUCUUUUGCUUUUCUUAGGUAUAUAAAAUGGAAACAGUUCUCUGUUAAUUUCUGAAAACGUGGAGCCGGCCUUUAUGCAUGACAUCACUAUUUCUAUCCCCACUGAACAAACUUUAGUUCUCUGCCUUCCAGUAUCUGGAUGACUUUGUUUCAAUAUCUGUUUCUUAUGGACUCCAAUAUUUUUAUCCCCACUGAACAAAUAUCACUGUUUGCUUCAAAAGGAAUGUAUUUUAGUACUUGAAGUACACCAAAGGUAUAUCUCAUUAUGCCAUUUCUAAUUUUCACUUCUCCCCAUAAUGCCCCAUAAAGUUUUUAAAUAUCUCUUUUGGUAGUAUGCAACAUUUAGUAUUUCUGGCUUUAAAGGUUCUAUACUAGUCUCCUCCUGGUUAGCUCCACCCUUACUGUGAUAUCCAUGAUUCUGCCUGGGUCACAACUUUUCUUUAGUUUGUUCAGCCAUGGAUGCUCCCUAAGUUAAAGCAAAACUUUGUCCAAGGUAGGAAUGUUAUUGUCAGAUGUUAAACAUAUUAGUUGAUUUAACUGUUUUAUGUUUAAGUGCAACUUUGGAAACCCUUGUUUAACAAUGUAAACCUAGUAGUUUUCCUAAAAACAGAAGUUUUGUCCCAAGCAGCUGUUAUUAAAUGCAUUCUCUCUUGUCUUAUUCAUAAGAAAAAAUCUUGCAGCUAUCAGAAACAUUUUCAAUUUAGGAGAAACAAUAUUGGAGAGUAAUUUGUUUUGUUUUUAUUUUUCCCCUCUAUUUGGCAAAGCAUGAACUUAGAAUCCUUAACAAGAAACUCUGCUUAUUAUUUUUCUUUUCUUAUUUUACUGAGGUUGCAAUGUCACUAAAUGCACUUUGAUUCUUUUUACAGUUUUUAUUCUUUCCUCUGAUUUUCUUUAAAUUAAAUAUCUAUUGUGUCCCCUCACCCCCCAUCUCCAUUCCCCAUAUUGUCUGCAUUCAUACUCUUGGUUCAUUCUAAGAAUAACAGUGAUCUUGGUCAAGUUGUCUUUUCCUGUCUUUUAAAUCCUGUUUCACUAGUUCUCUUAGGUUCAAUACAAAAAGGAAUCAAGAGCUUUUAUUAUUUAGCCCAUUUCAGUUAGAGCAAAUUCAGUUUUUAAGAAAAGGUUGUGAAUCACGGAGUCACAGGUUAACAUCAAGUCUUGUCUUUUCUCUACAAUGUUUAACUCUCUUAACUCAUUAAUAUUUAAGUGCUUUUCAAACGAUUGUACAUGAAGUUAAAUAUCCUAGGACUAUUUCUGUAUACCGUUUAUCUUAGUAAUUAUAAAUUGGCUGACCAAUGACAUUGAAUUAAUAAAGGAUUUGAUCUAUAAAAUAGUAUUUCUUUGCAUGUUUUCCUCCUCUCUCCAUCCAACUUUAUGGAUAGUAUCUACUUUCUAAUGUAAAUUCCCCCUUUUUAAUUCUUUAAUUGUGCGUUACUAAGAACUAUUCUAUAACCUGGGAGAGAAAGGAAGGUUAAAAAUGAAAGAGUUCUUAAAAAGGUGACAAGUAAGUCAUCAGAAGCUCUUCUGAGUGCAAGAGGGGAAAGUUGAGAGGCAAAAAAGAGGGAGAAUUGUAAAACUGUACUCCUGUUGGUCACCUGAGGGUUCUUUCUACCAGCUCAACAUCUGGAAAUACUUUUAAAAUUGCUUCUCCCCAUGUCACACCAAUUCUAUCCAAAAGACAGCUGCUAAAAAGGAGACACCAUUUUGAAAGCAAAUGUGGUAGUCAUAAAAAUAAUAGUCCUUGGACUUUAUGAUGUUUUAGGUUAUCAAAGUGCAUUUUCUUUUGGACAGGGAACGUUGUUCCCAUCUUACAGGUGAGGAACCUGCAGUUAACAAAGAUAUUAAGUGGCUGACUCCAAGACACAGCAAGCCAACCAAUCUGAGACUACAACAUUUAAUAUCUCCAGACUGCUAAAUGCUUUUCUGCAUCGUGAACUACAACUUAUAAAGUGUUACCAAGCAGAAAUUUUGUCAGACCUGAUCUAAAAAUAAUAUAAAACCUACUUCUUAUAUGGAAAAUGUGUUUCAGAAAUACUUUGCUUUCCCUAUUUAUUUAGCCUGCUAUUUUGUCAUGGAUACUGAGGGAGCUUUCCUCAUAUUCCCAGGACUUCUGCAUUAGGGCUUACAUUAAUAAAAUUCUAUUUUUUCCUCUUUAAAAAAAAAACUUGCCAGAUAAUUAAGAAAAGUAAUGAGAUGUAUUUGUGAAGCUUUUAGUAAACUCUUUAUAGCUAUAAAGAGUCAUAAUAUUUUUUCUAUCUUAUCAAUACAUUAUGGAAAAUAAAGAACUGCCCAACCCUAAACAGCCCUGAAUAUACUACACCUUGGGUGAUUCAGUUCCCCAACUGCCUAUCUUCACCAAUGCCUGUUUGUGAUGUUAUAAAAUGACUGAUGACAUAAGACUUUACAAAAACAGCGCUUUUAAAUAAAAGAAUGAAUGUUUUUUUAUCAUAAUUUGUUUUUUUAAAACUGUUCUAACUGAAUAAGACUAAAUGAAUACUAUUUAACUUUUAUGAUAUAACAUUGUGAUAGGUGCUUUGAGAAAUAUUUUUCCAGAAAUAGUUUUAUCGUACAAAGGGCAGCUUUUGCAUUGUGACAUAUUGGUGGAUGAUCAUCUUUGGGUUAAGACUUCAUGAAGUGUUCCCUAAGAGAAACCCGCAAGCCUACCUGGCAGAAAGAAAGGCAUUAAUUUCCAGUUUGUUCAUUUUUUCUCAUGCUAUAUGGUGACCCACCAAGUAGAUACCCUGGUCAAAAGAAAGGCCGGCAUGAUUAUUGUUAGUGGGAAUAAAAUACUCACAGAUUCUUCACCAUGGUGAAAUACAGUAGUACUGAAUUCCCAAAAGAGAAAUAUCAAUUUCAUCAGUUAAUAUUCCUGUCCUAGGUGACUUGUUUUUCAUCUUUUGGGUGUAUUUACUAUUUAUUUAUACCUUUAAUCUUCUGAUUUUAGGGAUUUAUUUUUACCUAUUGCUGUCCUACUGUCUAUCCCAUACAAUGAAAUAAGUUAGUAAGGAAAUGCUUUUAAAAAUCCGCAAAUAUCCGUUUUUAGUUCUUAACAUAUGGGGAAACAGUUUAAAGAAAAAGCACUUCACCAUGUUUAAGAGAAAGAGAAAAUCUUAAUGAUGAUUUCAAUUCAUGGUCAACUUUUUGUCCUCUGCAGACAAGGGAACACUUACUAGCAGUACUUGAAGACUUGUGAGUUGGAAUUGCAUGUUACUUGAAAGAUCUAAUUAAGCUAAAUUUUGGUGCACAGCAGUUUAUGUAAUUUCAUGUUUAUGUAGCAAAAUGCAUUGAAAUGUACUAGUAUUGAAACAUACAUGUAAAGAUAGUUGUGGAAAUUGUCUAUUAUAUUUUCCUUGUGUGUCUCAUUUGUUUAGAGCAUAAAUUUUUUUUUUAAAUUGUUCUAACUGAAUAAGGCUAAAUGAAUACUGUAAUUGAAAAUAUAUUUUAAAUCUUUGUCAUGAGUUUUUAAAAAAACUAUUGCAAAUUGUAUCAUUCCUGAUUACACAGAACUUUG
This is a messenger RNA of Choloepus didactylus (southern two-toed sloth), 14742 nucleotides long. RefSeq names its product tet methylcytosine dioxygenase 1 (gene TET1). Gene Ontology annotation, molecular function: DNA 5-methylcytosine dioxygenase activity; DNA binding; zinc ion binding. Gene Ontology annotation, biological process: oxidative demethylation; positive regulation of transcription by RNA polymerase II. The record is from RefSeq and is a predicted model, not a curated record. Lineage: Eukaryota; Metazoa; Chordata; Mammalia; Pilosa; Megalonychidae. The transcript is spliced from 13 exons. Bases 201 to 6695 code for a protein of 2164 amino acids. Gene Ontology annotation, cellular component: nucleus.